Molecule: messenger RNA, 1885 nt
Organism: Dalotia coriaria
Lineage: Eukaryota; Metazoa; Arthropoda; Insecta; Coleoptera; Staphylinidae
Gene: l(2)37Cd
Product: general transcription factor IIIC subunit l(2)37Cd
Exons: 8
Coding region: 192-1784 (530 amino acids)
Biological process (GO): transcription initiation at RNA polymerase III promoter
Cellular component (GO): transcription factor TFIIIC complex
Molecular function (GO): RNA polymerase III type 2 promoter sequence-specific DNA binding; RNA polymerase III type 1 promoter sequence-specific DNA binding
Source: RefSeq, a predicted model, not a curated record
ACUUUAUCCCAUCUUCAACCUUCAAAUAAAAGCACUUACCGGUUUUCGUAAAGUAGCAAUUGAAAAUAAAACAAAAUACAAAUUUUUGUUCAAUUAUUCGAUUAAAACAUAUUUAUACAAAAUAAUUCAUUGCUUAUAAACAGUAGUUUAAAAAUUGUUUGAUAUUUUAAACUUAAUUUUAGAAGGAAAGAAUGGAAAAUAAGACAAGAAGUGAACCUAAAACCACUAAAAAUACGAAUAUUGUGAAUUGUGCUCCAAAAUUAGUGAAUGUUCUCUACCCAGGAGUUGUUAAAAACGUUGAUAAAGCUCUACGAACAUUAGGUGGUAUUAAAAAUAUUGAAAGUGUAACAACAGCAAGUAAAAAGCAUUUAGAACUGUCAUUUAGACCACAUAACUUGUGCAGCAAACCAGUAUUGAGUGAUAGAGAUACAAAACCACAUGUAUUGCUUAAAAUCAAAACCAGAAAAUCUAUUAAAGAUGGGAAAGUUGUUGACAAAGAAGUUUUAGACUAUGAUGUUGUGGGACUAACUGCAGUUAAUUUAAAAUUUACCAAAUUAUGUGAUUUUCAAUAUUUGCCAUUGGUGUCAAAAGUACCCAAAGAAGUUGAAGAAGAUUUGAUUUAUAUCUAUGAUGAUAUUGUUCCCAAAAAGCUACUUGAUGCCGACUGGUUAAAUAAUGAAGAUUUAGCUUCAAUGCCACUUUAUUUUGUUCCCUAUCAAUUUUCUAAGCCAAAUAUGACCGGGAAUCGGCUACAGUUUGAUAGAAGCAAAUUCUAUGAAGGGCGUUUCAUGCAACAAUACUGUGAUAAGUUUAAAGAAACGCAACUCCAGCAGAAAAUGCUACGGAAAGACCGAGACAAGUUCACAAAAACGACGAUGCUUGUGAGAAUUGAAGAUGAUGUUCCUCAAACACCAAAUGCUCAAGCAUUAGCAAUGGUAAAAGAGAAAGGAUUCUCAGAGGUCUUGAUCAAUAAAUUAAAAACGUUGUUUGAAGAACGUGCAAUUUGGUCGCGCAACGCCUUGUUUUAUUACAGCCGAGCAUCAAGCGAACAAAUGAAGUACAUUUUGCCAACAAUAGCGUAUCAUUAUGUCUCAGGACCUUGGCGUGUGAUGUGGGUGCGUUUGGGAUAUGAUCCCAAAGUUGAUCCAGCAGCAAAAAUGCUUCAGACUUUUGAUUACCGAGUUCGAAGUCGCGGCGGUAGCGGUAAAAUUAAAAUUAGAACAAAAAGAUAUGCAACACUUACAAAUCGAAGUUUGCCGGACAAUCAAGGCAAGUUCCUAUUGUCAAACGUUGCUAAUGAACCAAAAACUAGAGCAGUGCCCAUUGAAGAAAACUCUUUUCUUCUGCGGCCUGGGUUAUUACCAGCGGCUAGGCAAACAUUUUUUCAGUAUUGCGAUGUGAAGUUGCCGGAAAUCGAAAACAUGUUCACCAAAUUACCCACAGUGUUGCCUGGUUCUAUUCUUGACUGGAAGCACGGUUGGUUACCGAAUGGCUUCGCCGAUCAUUGCAGGGAAAUAGUUAAUACAUAUAUCAACGACUUGGUGUCAAAAGAAAUGCGUGAUUCUCGUAAGAACAACUCGCCCAAGGUAUCUUCUGAUAGUGCGAGUGAAAGUAGUACUUCGGAUUCUGAAAUAUCUGAAGGAGCGGAUGAGGUGGAAAAUACAGAGGCCGAGGACGUCAUAGAUCUAGAAACAGUUGAAGAGAUUAAUCAGUUAUUAGGAAUGAGGUCUUCACCAUCAAAUGUCAGGAAUGAGGAAAUGCCAGGGCCUAGUUCUGCUAGUUAGUUUAAGGUAGAUGCUACUAUAUAUUGGUACAAUUGUAUAACGUGUUGGUUAUCCUAUUUCAAUAUGAUCAUCAUAUUUUAAUAAAUGUGUACAAUGUCUUA